AUGGCUGAUUCAGAACAAUAUGUGCUGGAAGGUAAAUCCGAAGCAGCUACUGAAAUAAAGGAACUGCAAUCAGAUGAAAAUGCUGUAGUACAGAAGAUAGAAAGUGAUGAUAUGAAUAUGAAUCAAAUUUUGGGCGAAGCAAGCAUUACUGAUAUGAAAAAAUGUCUAUCUAAAAAACAAAUGAGAAAAUUGAGAAAGGAGCAGGAAAAAUUUUUCCGCAAGAAAGACAAGCGAGCUAAAGAAAGAAUGAGGAAAAAAAUGAAGCGCGCUAUACAACGUGAAGCUGGUUGCAUAAAACCCAGACGGACACAUAUCAGUCGAAUGGAAGAUUCAAGGUGUAAGCAAAGAGUUGCUAUCGACAUGCAGUUUGAACCUUUGAUGCGACCAAAAGACAUUCGUCAUCUUUUCGUUCAACUAGCUCAUGCAUAUGCUGUUAAUCGUCGAGCUGAAAAUCCUUUGCAGCUGAGUGUUGUCGGCUUUUCUGGUCCGCAGAACAAGUUAUUUUUUGAAAAUCCAAAUAAUCAUCAUUGGGAUGUGGUAUUCAAAGAACAACCUUUGGAUAUGGUAUUUGAAAAAAAUGAGAUUGUCUACUUGACGGCGGAUUCGGAAAAUUCAUUGCAAACACUGGAUAGUUCAAAAGUAUAUGUUAUUGGUGGUUUGCUAGAUCAUAAUUCCCUCAAAGGACAUUGCUUAAAAUUAGCAACAGAAAAGGGAUAUGCGCAUGCUCGGUUGCCUAUUGCUGAAUAUGUUAUGUUACAAACUAGAAAGAGGAAACAUCUGGUAAUAGAAGCGUGGUAA
This is a messenger RNA of Acanthocheilonema viteae, 798 nucleotides long. Lineage: Eukaryota; Metazoa; Nematoda; Chromadorea; Rhabditida; Onchocercidae. The record is from the annotation of a GenBank genome assembly.